Messenger RNA from Acytostelium subglobosum LB1, 816 nucleotides. RefSeq lists its product as hypothetical. Gene Ontology annotation, biological process: carbohydrate metabolic process. The coding region runs from base 1 to 816 and encodes 271 amino acids. The record is from RefSeq and is a predicted model, not a curated record. The transcript is spliced from 3 exons. Gene Ontology annotation, molecular function: hydrolase activity, hydrolyzing O-glycosyl compounds. NCBI's taxonomy places the organism in Eukaryota, Evosea, Eumycetozoa, Acytosteliales, Acytosteliaceae.
AUGAAGUUGCCAAUUGGUCAGGGAAUGUGGCCUGCAUUCUGGAUGAUGCCAUUCGAUGAGGGUGAAUGCUAUUUGAAUGCUGGUGAGAUUGAUAUCAUGGAGACUGUCAAUGCUGAGAUGCAAUCAUAUGCAACAUUCCAUCAUAACAAUCGUACUGAUUGUGCUGACAACUACCUCGUCAGUCAAGACAAAGGCAUUGCUGUUCCAACACUCAACUCUGACUACCACAACUACUCUGUGAUCUGGGAGCAAAACUGGAUUGUAUUUAUGGUGGACAAUGUUGUUUAUAACAUUAUCAACAGUACUUCGCCACAUCUUCCAAUCCCAAGCGUGCCAUUCUACAUCAUCCUGAACACUGCUGUUGGUGGAGACUGGCCAGAGUCACCUGAUGAGACCACCACUUGGCCUCAGUACAACUACAUUGACUUUGUUAGAGUAUACCAAAAGAAGUCAUCACCCUCUACAACUUCAUCUACGACCAAUACACCGACUACCUCAUCUUCUACCACUAAGAAUCCGACUACUUCCACCUCUACUACUGGCAACAACCCUACCACUACCUCCACUACAUCUGCAGGUACUACCAACAAACCAACAACCACAACUACCACCGCCUCUCCAACCACGACCACAACAACUACAACAACAGCAUCACCAACAACAACAACUACUACAACAUCCGCACCAACAUCUACCAUCUCCACUACUACGACAUCCACCACCACUGGCCACCCAUCCAGCGCCAUUCAAUCAUCAUCAGCCUCUCCACUAGUGGUCCUCCUCUUGGCAACCGCCACCUUGGCCAUACUUAUUUAA